Messenger RNA from Sardina pilchardus (European sardine), 2312 nucleotides. Its product is annotated as peroxisomal N(1)-acetyl-spermine/spermidine oxidase-like. The record is from RefSeq and is a predicted model, not a curated record. Gene Ontology annotation, molecular function: polyamine oxidase activity. Bases 135 to 1598 code for a protein of 487 amino acids. NCBI's taxonomy places the organism in Eukaryota, Metazoa, Chordata, Actinopteri, Clupeiformes, Clupeidae. The transcript is spliced from 8 exons.
CGAUUGCGAUCCUGCCUCUUUUUAAAGACUUUAUAAAAUUGUGAACGUAGAAGCCUAGGCUACUUUACUCUACAUAACCCAGUUCAACAGUUAUUCAGUUUAACAAUAGACAGCGAAGACUACGCAGUCCAGUGAUGGCGGGAAAUCCUAAAAUUGUGGUAUUGGGAGCCGGGGUUGCUGGAAUAGGAGCAGCCACCAAACUGCUGAGUCUGGGAUUGAAAGAUGUGACAAUAAUUGAGGCAUCUGGAGUGGCUGGAGGGAGAAUAGCUAAGGCAUUUCUUGACAAGUCCUGGGUGGAUACAGGAGCUCAGUGGAUCCACGGAGCGACAGAGGCGAACCCAGUGUACUCUCUGCUGCGGCAGCAGGGCCUGUUGCAGGAUGUGGUGACAGAGGAGGGCACUGAGCUUGUGUUCCACAGCAAGGGACACAGAGUCAACGAGGACCUGUACAACCGUGUGCGUGAGGCUGGGGAGGGCAUCUGGAGACAUCAACGCCGGGGGAACCCUGGGAAGAACAUCGGUGACUACUACGCUGAGAAAUCUCUUGGUCUAGUCAAUAACUUGAGUAUUGGCGGAGAGGCUGAACAAGAAGAUAUACGGAACAUUCUGUCUCUGGUGUGUAAGAGCCUGAUGAUAGACGUUGGUGCGCAUGCCCUCAACAAUGUGUCGCUUGACUCUUGGCAGUACUACACCUAUAUGGGUGAGGACCUCAACGUUGAGGGGAAAAUGUUUCUCUUGCCUGAAAAACUUUUGGAAGACUUCCCUAAGGAAAGGCUGCUGCUGAAUAAAGCUGUGAUGAAGAUCAACUGGGAUGGCGGUUUCAGUGGGCAUGAGAGUCGCAUCUACCCUGUCUGCAUUGAGUGUGCAAAUGGGGAGAAGUUUCUUUGUGAUCAUGUGGUGGUUACCAUCUCACUUGGCUGCUUGAAAUCCGCACCACCAACCAUGUUUGACCCUCAGCUCCCAGAGGACAAGAGGGAGACCAUAGAGAAACUAGCCUUUGGCUGCAUCAACAAGAUCUUCCUGCAGUAUGAGGAGCCCUUUUGGGAAAAGGACGCGGAGAGCAUCAGCCUAGUGUGGGAGAAUGAGACUCCAGCUUCCCUAUCCACAGAUGCCACCCAGUGGCAGAGGAAUAUACCGUUUUUCACAGUCAUGAGACCAAAGGAGAAGUUUGGUCAUGUUUUGAUUGGCUGGUGCUCGGGGAACGUGGCACGGCAUGUUGAAACUUUAACGGAGGCCCAACUCUCUACAGCCCUCACCUAUAACUUCAGGAUGUUCAUGAAUAACCCUGGCAUUCCUUGCCCUAAGAGGGUUUUACGGACACAAUGGCAUAGUGAGGCAUUUAUUAAAGGUGCAUACAGCUAUAUCCCAGCUGACGUGGAUGCUGUGAUCAUGGACAAGUUGGCUCUUCCCUUGUCAAGCAGGAAAAACACCACAGAGGAUCUGCAAGUACUCUUUGCUGGGGAGGCCACAAUGAAAAACAUGUAUGGAACAGUGCAGGGGGCUCUGCUCUCUGGCUACAGGGAGGCAGAGAGGCUGUCUCUGCAUUAUGGAAGACCAGCACCGGCAUCAACUCCAUAUUCGUCUCCUCUGGAAACAUAGCUGCUCCCGUUCACAUAUAGUUCACAUAGGAGACAAUAAAAAGAAAAAUACAAAACAGUAUGUCUUUCCUUAUGACCUUUCAGGAAAUCCUUUUAACAAAAUGGCGGAGACAUUUGAAUCAUGGUAAUUCAAAUAAGGCUCCCAAAAUUCUUUUGAUUUGGAGUGUUCUGCUGCUUUAAAUAAAAAAGCCUUCAGACAGAAAAAGCCUUCAGACAGACAUUGUUGGACAGUCGGGCAGGUUGUGUUACAUUUGUCUUGUGUUUGAAAUAAAUACAGCCAGUGUAUGCAAAACACACAGUAGUGCUUUAUGUUGAUUAAACUGCAUGCUAUUGUGCAUUAAUUAUUACUUGCUCACAUCAUGUUUGAUAAUUGUUUCACACUUUUUUUUACACCGAUAUGUAGGCCUAAUGCCAAACUGUCAUGUGACAAAUGAAGACAUCAUUGAAGGCCAACAAUCACAUUUAUUGGCAUUUCUUCAACAAAUAUAAAACACUACUGUGUUCUGUGCAUACACCACCUGCAUACAAGGUACAGUUUUAAGUGGGCCUAAACAAGCCUCAAAUGUAUCAACUCAAGUUCAUUUGUAUUACAGUGAGAGUGAUAUGAUGUAUUGGCGUCUCUGAAUGCUCUUGCCAGAGAUCCCGAUGAGGAGUGCAUUACAAUAGUCCAGCCUGGAGGAGACAAAGACGUGGAUGAGCUUCUCUGCAUCGCCCA